This is a messenger RNA of Merops nubicus (carmine bee-eater), 645 nucleotides long. Its product is annotated as probable C-mannosyltransferase DPY19L4. The transcript has 4 exons. Gene Ontology annotation, molecular function: mannosyltransferase activity. Lineage: Eukaryota; Metazoa; Chordata; Aves; Coraciiformes; Meropidae. The coding region runs from base 18 to 542 and encodes 174 amino acids. The record is from RefSeq and is a predicted model, not a curated record. Gene Ontology annotation, cellular component: nuclear inner membrane.
AGUUUUUCCCUAGGAUAAUGAUAGAGCUUUCAGAACUACAAGAAUUCUAUGACCCUGAUACAGUAGAACUCAUGACAUGGAUAAAGCGACAGGCUCCUGUGGCUGCUGUGUUUGCAGGCAGCCCACAGUUAAUGGGUGUGAUUAAGCUCUGUACUGGAUGGAUGGUGUCAAGCUUGCCUUUAUAUAAUGAUGAUGAUCUUCUAAAAAGAAACGAAAAUAUUUAUCAGAUCUAUUCAAAGAGGUCAGCUGAGGAUAUUUAUAAGAUACUUACAUCUUAUAAAGCAAAUUUUCUGGUUAUUGAAGAUUCAAUUUGCAAUGAAGUGGGACCUGUAAGAGGAUGCAGAGUUAAAGAUCUGUUGGAUAUUGCUAAUGGUCAUGUGGUUUGUGAGGAAGGCGACAGUUAUGCCCACUCAAAAUAUGGACGAUUUUGUCAUGAAAUCAAAAUGAACCAUUCUCCAUAUGUGAAUUACUUUACUCGGGUAUACUGGAAUAGAUCCUACUUUGUAUAUAGAAUCAACACUGUGAUAUCCUUCCAGUCAUGAAACAGCAUGCAAGCUUCUUUCUGAGGAUUGACUAUGAAUGAAAUUCAGUUGGAAAAGUUCCUUUUGAUCAAGGAAGUUAUUUUUGCAGAUGCAGUGUAUUGAC